This is a messenger RNA of Besnoitia besnoiti, 1074 nucleotides long. RefSeq lists its product as uncharacterized. The record is from RefSeq and is a predicted model, not a curated record. Bases 1 to 1074 code for a protein of 357 amino acids. Lineage: Eukaryota; Apicomplexa; Conoidasida; Eucoccidiorida; Sarcocystidae. The transcript has a single exon.
AUGCUCGAAACCCGCCGAGUCCGCGCGAACUUUUACGCGGUGAGGCGUAGCAGAGAUGCUAUAUGUCGAAGGCGCAUUUCCGAAGGUUCAGCGCUCCGCGGAAGCAGUCCUUCAGCUGGCUAUGAUUCGCACUGCGGCGGGCUGUGUUUAGGGACGAAUCUCCGUCCACGCCACUUCCAGCUUGGUGACCACGGGGACAACCAGAGUGGGAGAUUCGCAGACUGGAGGGAACGGGAUACCGGCAACUGGGGUGCGGAAGGCUCGAACAUUUCGCCGAAAAACGUCCUGCAAGGCCAUGUUCCCGUCGCAACUCCUCGUGACGACAUUACUCGAGCCCUGAAAAAGGAAAUACAAAGCAGAGACUCGGAUGCAUCUGUCUGGACACUUGCCAGCGUUAGCACCGAGUCUCCCGAAAAUACUCGCAGGCGCACUAUGUCACCGACGUCGACUCGGAGAAGCAGUGCUGCCUCAGUGGUUAUCAGACGGCCCUCUGGAGCCGCCAGUGUACACCUACCCGGGAAAACUCCUGAACUUCACCGUGCGCAGAAACAAGGUGAUAAUGAAACGAGGCGCAGGCCAGCAAGCUGCAGCAGCCGGCCUGCGGCCACAGCUGAAAUAAGAACAGACAUGGACGAAAUCGACGAGAAAGUACUUGACGUGGAAACGAGAUUCAGGGACGGUUUUGUUCCCGGUUUCGUGGCGAGUACCGACCAACUAAGGUACGGGAGCAGGAGCUCCAUAUCAGUCUCUGCAGAAGACUCGAGCCAAGGCGUAGCUGGGUCCACUACGCCAAGCGACGGGACAUGUUCUGCAAAGGCGCUGCUACGUAGUGCGUGGUCUAAGGGGGAAGCACAGCUGCGACACAGGGAACGUACUCGUCUCCUUAGUUCCAUGCAAGACCGUCUCCUAGAAUCUGCGGGGGAGAGUCUACCCCCGAAUUUUGAGUGUCUGGGACGCAGGCGCGAGAGACUGAUGCGAGCCUCUGUUCUCGAGAGGUUGUCGUUUCAGACCCGUUGGAUCUUCUCACGGGCACCGUGGGUUGUUCCUCGCUUGAUUCCUACUUUUGAAGAGUGA